This is a messenger RNA of Chara braunii, 4909 nucleotides long. The record is from the annotation of a GenBank genome assembly. NCBI's taxonomy places the organism in Eukaryota, Viridiplantae, Streptophyta, Charophyceae, Charales, Characeae.
UAGGCAUCCAAUGUGCAUUAGUGCAGGUUGUGUACAGUGCUGUAGCUUAUGAGCGAUGAGGAGGACACUAGAGAGGACGACCGGAUCUUGCGAUCGGCAAGGCGCCCGAUUGCCCACUUGGCAUUAGGACCAGAGGGUGACAGGUACCUGUUCCGCCAGCGUAGAGAGAGGUUGCAGCAGAAGAGGAGGGCUAGAGCAGCAGAGGCUAGCCGUGCACUUGUGAGUGAAGCCUCAGCUUCAGAAGCUAUGGCUACUUCUGCGCAGCAAACUACUCAGGCCGGCAGUUCAGGAUCUGUCGGGUCAACGGUCGCGCAGACCCGGUGUCAGUCCACUGGCGUAAUGGCAAGCCAGCCCAUAGUGUUGACUUCAGAUGAGAUCGCCAUACAACAAGCAGCAUUGCAGGAGGCACAACUACAAAAGGCAUUAGGAGAGAUAAAAGCGGAGAAGGAAAGAAUGAUUAGAAGAAGAGCCAGGAUGCAGUGGAGACAAGCGGACGUUAGUGAGUUAGAGGAGAUGGACUUGACGCACGUGACUGAUGACGUGAGGAUCGUACGGUCCGUCCUACUAAAUGUAGUUGAAAUGCAGGACCAUCAGACAACCAUCCUUCAGGAUAUUCAGCAAAGUCUGGCCCUGUUGGUUAGGCGAGCGCAGGCAACGUCGCCAAUGUCCGGGCCUGGUGCCUGGCCCGUUGUACAACCUCCUCCUUUUGUCCCACCGCUGACUGGGUUAUCCCCAUAUGCAGCCCCAUCAUCGGUCGCGAUCGUUUCCCUGGGCAUGCCGCUAUCAGGAGGGGUAUCAGCAGGAUCUAGUUUGCAGGUUCAUGUACAGACAGUGUUCACCCAAUCUCCGUUGCAGGUUGCAGUUACCACGCAGCCUGCUGUCUUGCAGUUUGUACAGCCGCAGGGUACACAGCCCCAACAGCUAGCACAUCAACCUGUGUCGCAGGGUCCACAGCCCAGAGUGAUGCAGGGACCGGGACAAACACAGUGGGUUCCAAAGACGGCCAUCGCCGCUCCCAAACCUUUCACAGGGGAUAAGAGGGGGGAAGACCUCGACACGUGGUUGAGGGCAGUGCUGGUCUAUGUCAAGUGUAUGUACUUAGUUUAUGUCUCUGCUGCAGGCGAGCCGGUGAAAAUGCCGACGGAGAUAGAGGGAGUAGUUGCCAAGUACCCUGAUCUAUUUGAAGAGCCGACAGGGGUUGUAGAGAGGGAGGUCAUCCACGCGAUAGAGAUUAUCCCAGAGUCUAGUAUCCCGAAGGGUAGGAUCUAUCGGAUGUCUCCAGGCGAGCUCGAUGAGCUUCGCCGACAACUCAAGGAACUCGUAGAGAAGGGUUGGAUCCGGCCGAGUGUCUCUCCUUAUGGGUCUCCAGUAUUAUUUGUUCCUAAGAAAAAGGAGGGAACUCUGAGGAUGUGCAUUGACUGUAGGGGCCUCAAUGCCAUCACUGUUAAGAAUAGAGAGCCCCUACCGCGCAUCGAUGAUUUGCUAGAUAGAGUGCAAGGGUGUCGGUACUUCAGUAAGAUAGAUCUGAAGUCUGGGUACCAUCAGAUUGCAAUCUGGCCUGAGGAUCAACACAAAACCGCAUUUCAGACCAGGUACUGUUUGUACGAGUUUGUAGUGAUGCCUUUCGGCCUUUGCAAUGCUCCUGGCACCUUUCAGCGCGCUAUGAAUCGGAUAUUCCAGGACUACUUGGAUAAGUUUGUCAUCGUGUACCUCGAUGACAUACUUAUUUUUAGUAAGACUGUCGAGGAGCACGUUGCACACUUGGACAAAGUCCUUAGUCUCCAGCGACAGCACAAGUUCAAGAUCAACGGUGAGAAGUGCGAGUUUGGCCGCACCCGUGUCUUGUACUUGGGUCAUGAUAUUUCCGCGGAAGGGUUGAAGCCCGAUGACGCGAAGGUGGCCAGCAUUUGUGACUGGCCGCGUCCUCAGUCUGUGACUGAGAUGAGAUCUUUCUUAGGGAUGACCGGCUACUAUCGCGACUUCGUGGAGAACUAUAGCAUAGUUGCCACCCCUUUGACUGAUCUGACCCGCCUUGACACCCCAUGGGAGUGGACUGAGAGAUGCGAGGCUGCUUUCAGACAUCUGAAUCAUGCGUUGACGCAUUACGAAGUCUUGAAACUUCCUGAUCCUGACAAGCCAUUUAUAGUGACUACAGAUGCUAGCCAAUAUGGCAUAGGCGCCAAGUUGGCUAAGUCCACCCAUGAGAAGGAACUCUAUGCAGUUUACAAGGCUCUGACCCAUUGGAGGCAUUACCUCCUUGGGAGGUUCUUCAUCCUCAGGACUGAUCAUCAGACCCUGAGAUGGAUGAGAACUCAACCGGUACUCUCUGACGCUCUCAAGCGUUGGAUCGAAGUCAUUGAGGAGUAUGACUUCGAGACCCAAUACAUCAAGGGCGAGUACAACAAGGUUGCUGAUGCCUUGUCCCGUAGACCUGAUUUCUCAGGUGCGCUGAUUACUGAGUUCAAUCUUGCGGACAAUGUUACUCAGUCUUUGGUGGAAGCCUAUCGCGAGGAUCCGCUCAUGUCUGAGAUCAUCCGCAGACUCGAGGCGAAGGACAAAGUGACUUCUCCUGAGUUUGAGUUGGUCAACGGCUUGCUGUUCCUUGAGAAGGCUGGUAAUAAACGUUUGUGUGUCCCAAAUAGCGAGUCUUUGCGUAGUUUGUUUUUAGGCGAGUGCCAUGAUGCCACUGACCAUUUUGGGUACAAGAAGACCACAGCCAAUCUGCUGCAGCAGUUCUGGUGGCCCACAUUGAUGAGAGAUGGUAAGUUGUACGUGGAGACUUGUCAGGUCUGUCAGAGGGACAAGCUACGUACUCAGGCUCCUUUUGGGCUGCUGAAGCCCCUUCCGAUUCCAGAAAGGCGUGGUGAGAGCCUGUCCAUGGACUUCAUGGAUACGCUGAUCACCAGCAAGAGUGGAAUGCGCUACAUCUACGUCAUUGUGGAUAGGUUUAGUAAGUUUGCUAGAUUAGUUGUGAUGCCGGCAACAGCUAAAACGGAGUAUGUGAUUAAGAUGUUCAAAGAGAAUUGGGUUAGAGACUUUGGAUUACCUAAGUCCAUAGUUAUUGACAGGGAUGUCAGAUUCACAAGUGAGUUGUGGAAAGCAGCAGCUGCAGAGCAAGGUACGCAACUGCAGAUGACAUCAGGCAAUCGUCCUGAGGCAGGCAAUCAUCUUGAGGCAAACGGGCAGGCUGAACAAAUGAACCGCGGUGUACAACACCUGCUAAGGCAUUACAUCAAGCCAAAUCAAGUAGAUUGGGAUGAGAAACUUGCUCUCAUCACAAGUUUGUGCAAUAACGCUGUGCACAGUGCAACCGGAGUCAGUCCUAACAGCCUGCUACUGACCUUCAGACCCCGACUGCCUUCAGACUUUCUACUACCUGACAAUCAGCCAACCGCUGCACCUGGGACUUCAGAGUUUGCUUAUCGAUAUGAGUACCUAAUGCAGCAGGCUGUUGAACAGAUGCACAAGGCACAGACGGCGAUGAUAGAGUCUGAGAACAAACACCGCCGCCCCUCUACGUUUCAGAUAGGAGAGAGAGUCUGGGUCAAGUCCUCCGAACUGGGACAGGAGCACGGGAUCUCCCUCAAGCUCAUGCCACAAUACUUUGGACCGUGGGAAGUAUUGGAUGUCGUGGGGAAUGAACCGGAUGGCCCGUCUUAUGUUAUUCGCAUCCCUGGUCACUUACGCACUUACCCUGUCUUUCACGCCUCCAAGCUUGCACCUUUCAAGGAAACAGAUCAGUUUCCAUCUCGUCGUUCAAUGCUGCCCCCAACCAUGGAUGGAGAGGUCGACAUCGACGAUAUUGUUGAUCACCGAGAGCUGCCAGUUCCAAGAACAACAGGCAGGGGACGUCCUCCGAAACCGAAGCUGCAGUACCGCGUUCGGUUCCGACAUCAUACUGAUCCKAAGGAGGACCGCUGGUUUACCAGGGAGGAACUCAUGCAGACCGCUCCACAAGUUGUAGCCCACUACGAGAAAUCUCUGCAGAAAGGAAAGCGCCCGAUGCAGGAGGACAUCCACAGCCUCGACGACUCGCUAGCUCAAGUCCACGGCCGCCUCCGGCAGCUGGAGCAGCGACCUGUCGCCGCCCCGGAUGCAAGCUCUUCCAACACAUUCAAUCGCCUCGAAGCAUUGGAGAUGGACGUCGGCUCCCUCAAGGACGGCAUACAGUUACAGAAGACCGCAACACAACAGUUGGAACAACGGAUCUGCACUGCCGCCAACCACUCGAGUUCGGAACCACGCGAGACAGCUCCGAAGUUCGACGGGCAGGAGAUCUUCAACGACUCGACGAAGACAAAUCCAAUUUCAUGGUUCCGCAAGUUCGAGCUCACGCUGCAGCUACACUACGUAAAAGAACACAAGCACCACGUGUACUUAUACUCCUGGUCGGGGGGCGUGUGUCAGGCAUGGUUGGACAAUCUCUUGUCCAAGUACGGAGUGGUAGCUGCCGACUUGCACACCAAGAUCAGCUGGGAUGAUCUGAAGGCGGCGUGGCACAAGCGGUUCCAGGUAGAGCCGUCGGAGAUCAAAGCAAUGGACAAGCUAAUGGUCUUCGAACAAGGCACGCUGCCGAGUACCGACUGGAUUGUUGAGUGCCAACACUUGACAUCAGUCCCAGACAUCCAGAUGGGCUUCAAAGCCAUCCGCCACUAUUUCAUCUCAAGGUAUUGUCCGACAUUAAGCAAUGCCCUGACUCACGUUGAGGACACCUUGACGACGACGGCGAAACUCUGUGACAAGGCUGCGCAGAUCAUUAUCACGAACAAGGAGGCCAAUAACCUCCGUUCGUCUGCGCCAGGCCCGAGUUAGAGACCAGCAUCGGCCAAGAGUGGCCGUGGUCGCGGCGGCAACGCCGUUUGACCAAUCUAGCGAGGGCCGUGUUUGCCAAUGAAGGGGACAGACUCGC